AUCGAAGAGAACGAGUUUCUGGAUCAAACCGACUACAAGCAGUUGUAUGAGGAAGUCCUCGUUGUGAAUGAGAAGCUCAGGAGUGACUUGCAGGAAGCUCAGCUGCAUCUGAACCAGAACAAGCUGUGUGUGGAGCGAGCGACACAGAUUCAGGAGUGUAAUGCAGAGAGACCCGCCCUGCUGGAGCUGGAGAGAUUCGAACGCAGAUCUUUAGAAAGAAAAGCCGCUGAACUAGAAGAGGAACUGAAGGUCCUGGCUGAUCUCAGAGUUGACAAUCAGAGAUUGAAAGAUGAGAACGCAGCCCUGAUCAGGGUCAUCAGCAAGCUCUCCAAGUGAGCAGCAGGGGGCGCCCCCGUGCGCUGCGAUCAGCCCCCAGUGUCCGUGCCGUUGAGUCUGUGCCAUUUCAAGAUGUAGAUAUUUAUAUGAUCUGAGAUUAUGUGACUCUGUGGUGAUUUGCUGCGACGAUGUUUUCUGUCAAAUAAAUGAACAAAAAUUUUA
This is a messenger RNA of Acipenser ruthenus (sterlet), 498 nucleotides long. Its product is annotated as protein phosphatase 1 regulatory subunit 12C-like. Gene Ontology annotation, molecular function: protein kinase binding; phosphatase regulator activity; enzyme inhibitor activity. Gene Ontology annotation, cellular component: cytoplasm. The record is from RefSeq and is a predicted model, not a curated record. Lineage: Eukaryota; Metazoa; Chordata; Actinopteri; Acipenseriformes; Acipenseridae.